AUGCUGGACGACGAGCGGUGGCGCGCCGUCCCAGAGCAGGCCGGCGCGGGCGCAGGCGGCGCUGCCACAGACGGGGAUGGGGAUGCGGCGAUGGACCGCGCGGACGGCGAGCAUGGCGCCCGUGCCGCGGGCGCCGCCGAGGCGGCCGAGGUGCGGCCGGCGCCGCCUCCUGUGCGCCGGGGUGUGCGGCGCAGCGCGCUGGCGGACGCCCUCGAGGCGGAGGAUGACGAGCAGCAGGAGGAGGCCGCGCGCGGCGAUGGGCGGCCGAUGCUAGCGCCCCACGGUCCGGCGCUGUCGGUGCAGCUUCGGCGCGUGCGCCUGCGGCUGCGCGAGUUCCUGGCGACGCAGGCCGCGGCGGGGAAGAGCGUGCCGAUGCAGCGGACGGCCCUCGGUCUGCACCCGACGGUGCGGUGGACGAUCCGCUUCGGCAAGUGGGCGACGACGCGAAUCAUCGCGCCGAGGGCGAGCCGGUGGCACGCGACCGAACAGGGCGACGCGCGGGAGGAGGAGCCGACGGUGCGCACGGGUCGCGGCGAGAACACGAUCUACGUCGCGCUGCAGCACAUGAAGAACCACGUGUGGCGCGAGAUCUGGCCGGCGAUGCCGGACGACGCGAGGCAGUACUGGCGGCUGGUGACCAAGCAGGUGAUGUCGCUGUACGACGGCGGCGGCGGCGGGAUGAAGGACGCGGCAGGAGCCGCCGGCCGGGCGGCGGGCCGCGAGGCGGCGCGGGAGAGCGCGUCGCACGGGCAGAGUGAGGCGGCGCAGCUAUCGUGA
Messenger RNA from Emiliania huxleyi CCMP1516, 777 nucleotides. RefSeq lists its product as hypothetical. The transcript has a single exon. The record is from RefSeq and is a predicted model, not a curated record. The coding region runs from base 1 to 777 and encodes 258 amino acids. Lineage: Eukaryota; Haptophyta; Isochrysidales; Noelaerhabdaceae.